Messenger RNA from Neospora caninum, 1941 nucleotides. Its product is annotated as Rhomboid-6, isoform A, related. Gene Ontology annotation, cellular component: membrane. NCBI's taxonomy places the organism in Eukaryota, Apicomplexa, Conoidasida, Eucoccidiorida, Sarcocystidae. The record is from RefSeq and is a predicted model, not a curated record. The transcript has 9 exons. Gene Ontology annotation, biological process: proteolysis. The coding region runs from base 1 to 1941 and encodes 646 amino acids. Gene Ontology annotation, molecular function: serine-type endopeptidase activity.
AUGGCCGGGGUUCAGGUGUGGACUUCGGCGACUGUGAUGGCAUCCUCUACUUUGUCCCCGGUGCGGGGGGGAUCGGACGGCAAACGCAACGACGGCCUAUGCGUGGAACUGGGGCAAAGCGCUACUCUCAUGCGCGACACCCUCGCUGAGGCGGCGGCGACUCGUGGGCCACCUGCACCCAUUCGGCCGGGAGUUGGAGCCUCCGCGACUUCGGAAAAAGACAGCCCUCAUAAAGAUGGCGCUCUUCCCAACAGGGGUUCGCGCGGCAGUCUUCAAUCUGCCGUCCCAGCAGCCGCGACCCAGAAAGCGGCCACAGGCGAGCUGUCCUCGCCCUCUGCGACAGACAGCCAUCCGACGCCUGGCACUGAAGCUGUCAACGACUCCGCAGCCGCCAUGGUCGCCAACGUCAGCGGCGGGACCCCACCUGAGCACGCAGGCGCGAACUCGCGUGAAAUCCCGGCCGAUGGGGUUCCAGUAGAAGAGGCGCUUCAGGCAAUCGGCGACGAUGACCCGUUAAUUCACACCUUGCCCGAUGGAAUGGUCGGGCGUCGCGCACCAGCGAACCCCUUUAACUCUCCGAUGUUCGCCAAGUUGAGAGGCAAGAAGAAGAAGGUUCGCCCCAAGGUUCGAGAUCCGAAGUUGAAAAACAAUCCACUCAGAGGCCGGCUGGUUGUGUGCAUCAGCACGACCGCACUUCUUUGCUGGAUCUUCAUGUGGGAAAUGCUGUACAACUACACGAGCUUCAACGGGCGGUGCGUGAGUCCGGUUAUGUAUCCGGACUACAAGUUGGAAACGGAGAAACAGCGACAGCCUUACGUCAUUCGAUAUGGCUACGGAGGCUGUCAGUACAACUUGGGGAAACUGGCGUACCCGCGUGCUGCGUUCGGAACAGAUGCGGGCGACAAGGGGUGGCCCGUGGAUCUCGUUCCCAACGGCAGCGCUGGAGCUUCUUUGUCGAGCUGGGAGUCUCCGAACGCCCGCAUUUUGCGCCAUCUGGGAGGUCUAGAAACGAAUUACAUUCGCGAGUACAGCGAGACGUUCAGGCUGUUCACGUCCAUGUACAUGCACGGCGGCUGGAUGCACAUCCUUAUCAAUCUUUCUUGCCAGAUCCAGAUUUUGUGGAUCAUCGAGCCUGAUUGGGGCUUUUGGAGAACAACACUGCUGUUCUUCUUAGGAGGCAUUUCAGGAAAUCUCCUCUCAGCUGUUGCCGACCCUUGCAGCAUUACGGUCGGGUCCUCUGGUUCCAUGUACGCUCUGCUGGGGGCUCUGAUUCCCUACUGCGUUGAAUACUGGAAAUCAAUUCCGCGGCCCGGCUGUAUUCUCGUCUUCAUGAUCGUCGUUGUGAUUAUUGGCAUAUUGACCGGCAUGGCGGGUUUCACGGACAACUACGCCCACAUGGGUGGCGCGUUGGGCGGUAUUUUGUGGGGCUUCGCGAGCAUUACGACCGUCUCAGCUUGCGACAAGUGCACCCUGGGUGAACGAAUGGCGACGACGCCUCCCUUCAGUUGGUGUGUGCCCAAGAAGACGCAAGAGAAACUCCUUGAGAUCGCCAAGGCGCGAAAGGCGGAUGCCAUCCGCAGACGCAAGCUUCAAGCGAUACAGAAGAAGAAGGCAGGAGGUGCGCGGGGCAAGGCCAUGUAUGCAGUGAAGAUGCGUCUGCAGGAAGAAGGCCGUCCUCCUUGCAAGAUGAGUUUUAGGGAGUGGGUCAUUCGAGGGCUCUGCGCGGCUACCCUGUUAGCGUACUGGGUGAUUUUGUUCCUUUACCUGCUGGAUCCGUCCCUGUACAAGAGCUACUCUCCGCCCGGCCAGUUGAAGUUCAGCGGGUGGCUGUACUGUAAGUGCGGAACGAUCGUGUACGAGGCGCCUCAGACGUAUGGCAAUCUGGGACGUUUCUGGUGCUUUGGAAACGAGAAGGACGCGUCCUUUUAUCUCGAACCGUAG